Messenger RNA from Nicotiana attenuata, 2712 nucleotides. RefSeq lists its product as uncharacterized. The record is from RefSeq and is a predicted model, not a curated record. Gene Ontology annotation, molecular function: nucleic acid binding. The transcript is spliced from 4 exons. Lineage: Eukaryota; Viridiplantae; Streptophyta; Magnoliopsida; Solanales; Solanaceae. The coding region runs from base 1 to 2712 and encodes 903 amino acids. Gene Ontology annotation, biological process: DNA integration.
AUGGUUAAUUCCACUCCAGACUCAAGUUCUUCCUCCUCUGCUUAUACCCCUGAACCUUCAAGUCCGUUAUUUCUCCUUUCUUCUGAUGUACCGGGGGUGUCUUUAGCUGCUGUGCCUUUUUCUGGGACUAAUUUUGGGGGUUGGAGGAGGAGUAUGAUUGUGUCUUUGUCCGCUAGAAAUAAAAUAGGUUUUAUCGAUGGGUCUUGCACCAAACCUGCUGUGGAUUCUCCCCAGUACAGGCAGUGGGACAGAUAUGGGACUGUUAAUGGAACUAAGGUGUUUGAAAUAAAGAGAGAACUUGCAUCUACUUAUCAAGGGACUCUCGACAUAGCUUCCUAUUUCAACAAACUUAAAAAACUCUGGGAUGAACUGGGGGUUAUGUGUACCAGCCAUGCAAAUUCUUGUGUUUGUGCUGCUAAGGAGGGACUCCAGAAGGAGAAAGAAGAGGACAGGGUUCAUCAGUUCCUCAUGGGUCUUAAUGAGGUUUAUGUGGGGGUAAGAAGCAACAUCUUAAUUAUGCAGCCAUUGUCAUCCCUUGAUACAGUCUACAAUAUUUUGUUGCAAGAUGAAAAACAGAGACAGGUUGUCCCUAAUGCUCAACUUAAUCCAGAAUCAGACUCUUUUAAUGCAAAUUCCAACAUUAAUAGAUUCCCUUCUCAACUCUCAUCUACAAAACAAUAUACACAAAGGGUGAACUUUGAUUCAAGCAACCAAAGAUCUAAUGAUACUUUGUCUUGCAAGUAUUGCAAGAAACCUGGUCAUACAAUUGAGAAAUGCUACAAAUUACAUGGCUUUCCACCAAAUUUCAAGUUCACAAAGGGUAAGAAGUUUGGUACUGCUGCAAGUGCUGAGGGGCAGACUUCUGAACCUUCUGCAAUGUAUCCUCCUACUGAUCAAAGCUCUAUGAUCCCUGGUCUCACCAAGGAGAAGUACUCCCAGUUGAUGCAAUUGCUCAGUCAGUCUAUAUUGGGUGACUCAGGGUCCCAACCUGUUCUAAUGGGAUCUGCCAAUUUUGCUAGUAGUACUUCUUCUUCUCCUAUGUGCUUAAAUGGUAGUUCUACUGUGCGCAUGUUGACUAGUGUAGCUGGAAGGGUUUGGAUAGUGGAUUCAGAGGCAAAUGACCACAUGACUUCAAAUAAGAAACUCCUUUUUAAUAUUACACCUCUUCCUGUUCCUUACUUAGUUUCUUUACCUAAUGGUUAUAAAGUUAAGGCCCAUUCUAUGAAGAAGCUACUGGAGCUUGGUAGAAUGGAUCAAGGAUUAUACAAAUUUCACCUCAACCAUUCUGCUCCUCCAACAAUCUCAUCUCCUAAUAACUCUGUUUUACAGAAUGCUAAAUUUUCUUUACAUGGAAAUGUUCAAAAUGUGAACCACAGUUCUGUUCCUGAUUUACCUUGUGCUACUAUUCAAAAUGUGCAAACUGAGAAUUCAUGUCAUGUUUCUACUUUACCUUCUUGUACUGUUCCAAAUAAUGUGAAUAAAAAUGAUGUUCUUUGGCAUUAUAGAUUGGGGCAUGUUCCUUUUGUUCAAAUGAAGCAUAUUCCUUCUAUCUCUAAUGAUUUGUCUACUAAACAGUCUUUUAUUUGUCCUAGCAACAUGGACACAUCUUUUACACUCCAAGAGCUAUGCUUUACUUUACUUAAAGCAUUUGUAGCAAUGGUCAAGACACAGUUUCACCUUUCUGUCCAAAAGGUUAGGAGUGAUAAUGCCUUGGAGCUUGGUUCCUCCAAUACAGCCAUUCAAUUUUUUUCCGAUAAUGGUAUCAUACAUCAAACAGCUUGCCCACACACACCACAACAGAAUGGUGUGGUAGAAAGGAAACAUAGACACCUACUAGAAACUUCAAGAGCUUUGUUGUUUCAAUCCAAUCUUCCUACCAAGUUCUGGGGAGAUUGGGUUUUAAUAGCAACCUAUCUUAUUAAUAGAUUUCCUUCUAAAGUUUUGUCUAACAAGACUCCAUUUGAAUUACUUUAUGGGGCUGCUCCCUCCUAUUCUCAUUUAAAACCUUUUGGGUGCCUUUGCUAUGCUAGUGUUCCCAAGUGUCAUAGAGAUAAGUUCCAACCUAAAGCAUCUCCUUGUGUGUUCAUUGGCUAUCCCUUUGCUAAAAAAGGGUACAAACUUUACAAUCUCACCACCAAGUCUGUUCUCUACUCUAGGGAUGUCAUCUUUCAUGAAUGUGUUUUUCCUUAUACUUUGCCAUCUUCUGCUUCUUCUUAUCUUCCUCCUUCAAUGCCUAUUGCUUAUGAUUCUAAUGCUGAUGCUGUUACUGCUUCUUCUAUCCCUCCAGAUCUCCCUCUCCCUCCUUCUCCAAUACGUGACACUCCUCCUGAUGCUCCUAACUCUGUCCACAAUCCUGAUGUUCCUACUCCCAUUCAUUCUACUGUUCCUGUUGAAUCAGUAGUUCUUCCUGGUCCUGCAGUCAGAAAAAGUUCUAGAACCCAUCAACUCCCUUCUCACUUGAAGGAUUAUGUGGUCCAGCUCCCUUCUGCUUCCUGUUCUUCCUCUUCACUCAUGUCUACUACAGUAGAACCCCAUUCUUACACUCACGCUGCUGCUAUUCCUGCUUGGCAAGAGGCCAUGAGGAAAGAAUUUGAGGCCCUCGAUGCAAACCAAACUUGGAAAAUUGUUGAAUUACCUGCUGGAAAAAAGCCUAUAGGAUGCAAGUGGGUGCAUAAAAUUAAAUACAUAUCUGAUGGUAGUGUGGAGAGAUAA